GGCUUAACAAGCGACACGGGAUGUUCCACUGUCGCCCAAUGCGAUACAAUGCUGAAUACUUGUGUCCUUCUCGACGCAAAAGCUCGGCUUGCAGUAGCGUACAGUGCAAUGAACACCUCCCAAGCUGCCGACAGACGCCACCUCAGAAGCUUGACUUCUCUCCAAAAGCCAUUCGCACAUCCCUUCCGAAGGACACGGUUUGACUUUCCCCUCCAGUCUUAUCGCUCACGCCACCGGGGAAGCUGGCCCUCACCUCAUGAUGAUAAUGGCGGGAACAUCGGAGCGCUAGCGGCGAUUUUCAAUCCCACCCCCCGCACAGGAUGCGUGCACGACUGCUCAAACAGGCAGGCCCGAGGCUCGCGGGUUGAUUUGUACCUGACCGCCAUCACCAAUCGAUCGCAGCUCGGAGCUCCACUGCAACCUUCGGCCGCGUUUACGAGGACGACCUGUCCCGCGAGCUCUUUUCGCCGCCGCCACUUGGCGCGGGCAGGUACGACGUCGAGCCAGUGAGCGAUGGUGAAUCUCAAUCCUGUAGCCUUUUGCCUUUCGAGGUGGAUGCUCGAAGAUGCUACGACGUCGAUCGUGG
Molecule: messenger RNA, 586 nt
Organism: Neohortaea acidophila
Lineage: Eukaryota; Fungi; Ascomycota; Dothideomycetes; Mycosphaerellales; Teratosphaeriaceae
Exons: 1
Coding region: 49-510 (153 amino acids)
Source: RefSeq, a predicted model, not a curated record